Molecule: messenger RNA, 3139 nt
Organism: Ixodes scapularis (black-legged tick)
Lineage: Eukaryota; Metazoa; Arthropoda; Arachnida; Ixodida; Ixodidae
Exons: 1
Coding region: 603-2588 (661 amino acids)
Source: RefSeq, a predicted model, not a curated record
GGGGACGCGGGUCUUGGAAACCAAAAAAUUGCGAAAAUGGCGUUUUUUGGAAAAUAACAUUUUCGGGUUCUUUAUUCCAUAAACUAUCUUCUCUGUAAGUUUCAGCACCUAAUUCGCGCUAGAAAUGUGUUAAAAAAAUUACUAACGAGGCCGCGGGAGCUCAAAAUCGACAAUCAAACACACCAAACAAGCCCAACUUUGCGCGGUCGCCGCUCCCGCCUCGUUCGGCUGGCGGCCGCCAUCUUGGUCCCGUUUUGAAGCUGAUUUCUUUCUCUUUCUUUUGCCUUCUUUCAAAAUGGCGUCAGCCUCGUGGUUCCCGCGUCGCUGGUGUUUUUCCUUCUCGCGAUCGGAGAGCCGUGAUUGGCUAAAGCGGGCGCUCAACAGAAUACGAGGUCGUCAUUGGCCAACGCGGCCUUCCUCCUCUCCCGGAGCGCCGUUCUACCGACCGGUUUCUCCCGCGUCGCCUGUUCGCAUCGUCUGCUAACUCAGUGGUCUGCUUGCUUUCUCCAGCUCCGCUUCGCUCUUUCGCCACCUUUACGAUCGUUUAUCGCCCCUUUACUAGUUUCGAUUUGUCUUUCCUGCGUAUUUUGUGAUCGCGCACGAUGCGGAGGAAGAUGAAAUUCAAGACUAUGCACGCCUUUGGCAGCCGGAAGCGAUCUAUGAAGUUUGUCCGCAUGGCGAAGUCGGACUCAGCUCGGCCGACCGGCGACGACGAUCGGGUUGAUAUGUCCCACAACGAGUUUACCGCGGCGCCAGCCGUCGCCGAGGAAGCAUUUGUCGCUGCGAGUACGCAAGGGCCCGCGAGCUCGCUCUGCGCCGCGGGGUCUUCCGAGAUCGCCAGCACCAGUUUUGCGUCCGCGACAAUGAAAGAGAAACCAUCGUCCCGUGUUCAUCUGCGGACGCAUUUCUUGACCCAAGAAGAGAUCGAAGCGGCAGCUGUGCGUCGUGAUGCCGUCCAAACCGAACUUUCUUCUACGUCGGCGACCGAGAGGAAGCUCCAGGCCAUGCAGCGUGGUCCCACACCCGGAACGGUGUCGUCUGCCACAAGCACAGGUGCAAAGUUUUUACUUAUCCAGACUGAUGUUCUGAAUGAACUGCUGUGUUGUACAGUUUGCAAGAACUGUUUGGAGAGUGGAUUGGCCAUUCGAGAAGGCACCCAGCUUGGGCUGGCACUGAAGUUGGAGGUCGUGUGUCCCCGUUGCGGCAUCAUAGCAGACUCAUGGAGUUCACCACGCCAGCAAGAUUCCAGGGCCUUUGAGGUCAACAUUCGAGCCAUGAUGGCAGUGAAGCAAAUUGGAAAGGGGCAGACUGCUCUGAACGAUUUAUGGGCGGCAAUGAAUGUGUCUCACAGGGGUCUCCACCAUAAGACCUUCCAAGAGCACCUCAAGAAUACUUUCAAGGAGCCAGAGGCAAAAUGCUUGGAAGAAUUUUAUUCUGAAUCGGCCUCAGCAGUAAAAACCAUCUACAAGGAGAUGGAUUCAGGUUUCCACAGAGACGUCACCAUAAUGUAUGAUGGGACAUGGCACAAGCGUGGUUACACGUCCCACAUUGGUGUUGGUGCAGUUAUCGAGUACCACACUGGCCUCAUCUUGGAUGCUGUGGUUCUGUCGAACUUGUGCCUUGGAUGCCAGAUAGGACCCAAGCCUGGAGACCAGAACUACCACACCUGGCACCAACACCACAUUUGCCAGAAAAACACUGACGCCAAAUCGGGACAGAUGGAGGUAGAAGCCGCUCUGAUUCUUUUCAAGCGGUCAAUCUCGAAGCACGACCUGCGCUACACAACGCUUGUUUCGGAUGGGGACAGCAGGACCUUCUCAGCCCUCUCGCAAGAGAAUGUAUACGGAAUUGUCCCUAUCAUAAAGGAGGAAUGCCUGAACCAUGUUCAGAAGAGGAUGGGAACCGCACUCCGAAAUAUCGUCCAAAAGAGUGACAAGCCUCUGGGUGGAAAGGGCAAGUUGACUAAGGUGCUCAUCGACAAACUGACAGGCUACUAUGGUUGGGCCCUAAGGAACAACUGCAAUGACUUAACAAAAAUGCAGCGAGCAGUGAUGGCGACAUACUACCAUGUCACAUCAACAGACAAGAAUCCCCACCAUGAACUUUGCCCGGACGGAAGCGAGUCGUGGUGCCAGCACAGAGUUGCUGAAGCGAAGAGUGAACCUCAGCCCCAGCACAAGUACAACCUCCCAGCAUUUGUUGCUGAAGCAAUGCUGCCGGUCUAUCAACGCCUCUCUGAGAGAUCACUGCUUGAGCGCUGCAUGGGGGCAAGGACCCAGAACGCGUCCGAAUCUUUUCACUCGGUGCUGUGGUCGCUGAUGCCUAAGGAGCAGCACGCUUCACUAAUUGCUGUUGAAACAGCACUGCAUGAGGCAGUGCUGAGAUUUAAUGCCGGGCUGUACAGGGCGACUGAGACAAUUUCUGAGGCACUGGGGCUCAAGCCAGCUCAUUUAGCUCUCCGGCGGGCGGCUGAAAAGGACGCCAUGCGGGUACGCAAGGCCAACAAGAGGCAACAAGCAAAGACUGAACAGCGGAAGAACAAGAGACUGCAAAAGGACACCUCAGACUAUUCUGCAGGGGCGUUUUAACGCUGAAAACUGAAGUGGAACUUUAAGUGCCGUUUUCUCAAAAUUGAAUUUUUUGCUUACCUUGGUGUUUGUUCAGGUGAUAACUUAAGAACUGUGUGAUGGAUUUCUGUGCUGUUUUUUUAAUCUAGAUGCUGAAUAAAUUUCUGAGGGCAAGACAAGCCCCUUUUCUAAAAAAAAUGUCCGAGCUAUUUAUGACAAAUCAAUUAUUUUGCAUGAAUGUGAGGACCGCUGAUCACAUAAAAUACAAUGUUGCGGCAAAUAUUUCCUAAAAUGAAAUUUAAAAAAAGGGCCUUGUCUUGCCCUUAAGUACCUAUCCAGGAAUCCUCAGAACAAAUUACACACUGUUACUGUGUUUCAUUAUUACUUUAUGCUCGGAACAAAGGAGGCAUUAAAAUAAAUUGGAAAAACUCUUCUAACUUUAGAACUAAUAAGUGCAGCACCAUGAAAUGUUGCUGUUAUUCGAUUGUUCAUGCUAUAAACAUACCCUGAAAAUUUCAUUCACUUGGCUUUGAAAAUAAAAAAGUUGGGUUUUCAUCCCCACAUCCCCCCUU